Molecule: messenger RNA, 1756 nt
Organism: Vigna umbellata (rice bean)
Lineage: Eukaryota; Viridiplantae; Streptophyta; Magnoliopsida; Fabales; Fabaceae
Source: RefSeq, a predicted model, not a curated record
AAGCGCACACACCAACCAUUUGACAAAGACUGCGUAAGUAGUAAGAGAUAAUGCCGAAAACGGCGUCGCUGUGGUCCUAAACUUGGGUUGUUAUCGUGUCCAUGACGGAGCAGAAAAAAGGGUGUGUGAGAAAACCGACAGCAUGGAGUAGUAGAAUGAUAACGAAAACGAAAAAACAAAUAGCAUCAUCUCCUUCUUCUUCUUCACUCGCUCAUUCAGUUGGAUCCAUUCAUCCCUUCAUUCACCUUCAUCUGUGAUCUUCCGCUUUCUUACUUGUAAGUAUGAAGAAAGAAUAGAUAAACGAUGGCAGGAGCAGAAGCAAGGGCUCUGUGGCAGAGAACUGCAAAUCGUUGUUUUGUCCAAGAAGAUGCAAAGAGAGCUCCCAAGUUGGCUUGUUGCCAGUCUUCAUGUGCAACAUCAAAAGUGGUUGAUAUUGAGCCUGCCAGUACAGCGGAUGAAUCUGAUCAUACUGCAGUUAAUGUUGCCCAUUUUAACAGGAAGUCAUCAGUUUCUAAUCUAUCACCAGACUCUAGGUGGUGGUUGCAUUUGCAGCCUAAUUAUGGGUGUCAAAAGGGUCUAACAUAUGAACAGUUAAAUGCAUUAGAUGAAGAGGUAGAAACUUUGAUAGCUAGUGAUGUAAGUAAGAAUUCUCAAGAAUUUCAGGAAUUAAUGAAUGUGAUGGCAAAACAUGAGAUAGUGGACAUUGAAUGUGUUGGCUGCUCAGAAUCCUCCAAGAAAAGUAAUGAAUUUUCAUUGGAAUCAGAUUAUUCUUGGAUUGAAAGUGAUAAAGCCGAGCCAUGGUGGCGGACUACAGAUAGGGAUGAAUUAGCUUCGUUUGUUUCACAGAAAUCACUCAACCACAUUGAAAAUUGUGAUCUUCCCCCACCACAGAAGAAGCAUCUUAGAGGAUACCCAUGUGCACGCAUGAAUAAUUGCAAAACAAGGACGGGAAGUUUAGAUUCAGGAUUGAUGCAUAAGAACCAAGGGCCUUCUGCCCGUGAAGGGCUUUUAUAUUUUGCUUCUGAUAAAUGUUCAAGUGAUACCCCAAAGCAUGAGGAUUCAAAAAGGAGUCAAACGAUUUUCGAUGAAAAUCCCAGCAAAGCUCAACUAAUGGAAGCAUUGUGUCACUCUCAAACACGUGCAAGGGAAGCAGAGGAAGCAGCAAAAAAGGCCUACGCAGACAAAGAGCACAUUGUUACUCUCAUUUUUAAACAGGCCUCACAACUUUUUGCCUAUAAGCAAUGGUUACAACUGCUGCAGCUGGAAACACUUUGCAGUCAGAUUAAGAACAAGGAUCAGCCAAUCUCUACUCUCUUUCCAGCGGCUCUUCCAUGGAUGUCCUAUGAAGGCAAAAUCUCACGGAAGAGGAAACAGAAAAUAUCCAAUGCCAAACAAGAAAGGCAAGUCAAUGCAAAAUGUGAUAUUACAACAUAUGCUGUUGCCUUUGCUUUAGGAUUGAGUCUUGUAGGAGCUGGCUUGCUUUUGGGAUGGACAAUGGGUUGGAUGUUGCCUCGUUCAUAAUUCUGUAAGAUUUAAUCGUAGCCCUGCUUGUCAUAUAGAUUGAUGAACAAAGGCAUUGGUUAACAAGAAGUGUGGCUACAAUUAUUUUACCGGAUAUGUAUGUAAUUUUGUAGAUUUGUUAGUGCUUUUUCUAUUGUAAAAUUAUAAGUUGUGGCUUUGGUAUUGAGUCUGUUUUGUUGAUGAGAUGAUGUACAUAAACUGUGUAGAUAAUGUGAAAGAGCUAUUUUUCUUUAGA